AUGAGGUGUCUGCUCGCCAUUGGCAUUGGUAGCCUCUUCUUGAGCCCAGUGCUUGGACGAGCCGCAAACGGCAAGCUUGCAUCCUCUCGUAACAUUCCAAGCACUGACGAAGUCGUCACUGCCAGCCACACACCUCUAUUGUUCUUGCCUGAUCGGCCCCAAAGCGCGAGUCUACUGCUGGUACAGCAGCCAAGUGUUUCAUGCGAGGAUCGCAGACCCCAGACCCUCCACUUGUUCGACUGCAAUGGCGACGCGAUCACGACAUACAUUCGCUCCAAUGGCCAGGAAAUGACAACGAGGAAGUUUGUCCGCCGCGCAGUGGAUCGCAGCAGCUCGCACACCGUCUACCGUCUAAUGGACAUGCAGCAAGCAGGGUCGAUCGAAGAAAAGUUCGAAAACUUAUGCCAGAAGAGGGUGGACAUUUUGCAGGGAAACUUAAACAUGUUCCAAGAAUUAGCUCAAGGAGAUGAAGUAACCUCGUCGUGCCUCGGCUUAUUACGAGAACAGUGCAGGACGCUCGAACUACACAUCAGAAAAGCUCAAAAACAAUGCAACAAGUAUCUUCAGGACACGGAAGAAGCUCAGCGCAAGAGUCAUUCCAGACGCAAAACCGAGGCGUCGUCUUCGAGGCAACAUUUUGCCAAAAGAGACGGCAAUGACCUGCGUGCACGGGCGCCACGAGACGGCUGGUAUAAAGAUAACCAAAAGGCCUUGGAGCGCAUUGAAAGUUUGAAGAGGUCUCUGGAAAGCAUGAUUAAAGGUCGUGAUGAAAGAGGUUUGGCUGUUGACGAAAUGGUGAAGAAAAGCAUCGACAAUAUUACCAAUCGCUACAGGGAGCAAGUGACGUUCCUGAAACAAAUGAAAAAGAUAGUCGAGCGGAACAUCAACAGUAGCUAUCUGCUGGGUGGCCUUGUCGAACACGUUCGCAGAGAGGCCAAUGCCAUCAAAGGCGCCCUGGAGGACGCCCAGAGACAAUUCGGAGCGCAUUGUCAGAAGUUCAACAUCGCUGAGUGCGGCGAAGAAAAGGGACGUCUUGCGUACUAA
Messenger RNA from Acaromyces ingoldii, 1044 nucleotides. RefSeq lists its product as hypothetical. The transcript has 4 exons. Lineage: Eukaryota; Fungi; Basidiomycota; Exobasidiomycetes; Exobasidiales; Cryptobasidiaceae. The record is from RefSeq and is a predicted model, not a curated record. The coding region runs from base 1 to 1044 and encodes 347 amino acids.